UCAUUGAUUCUCCUCCUGCCGCUUGAUGUGUUUCUGGAGUUAAAGGCAGGCAGUGACUGUAUACACAUUUAAAGAGGAGAGCCCAACAACAAAAUCUGCUGAUCGGAAAUAAACACAGCACACCAAAGCAUAGCAGAAUGAGCUCAAAGGGUGGUACUGCCCUGUCCAGACGUAACUAUCGACUGGCUUCUGACACGGACAAACCCAAAGCCGCAGGUAUUGUGAAUGAGAAGUUACUCAGUGACUAUCUGCAUCAUGUGUUUCCUGCCUCCAGUAAGCAGGGACCGGCAUCAGCAGCGAACAGGAAAACCCUGACGUUCCAGGAUCUCGGAGCUCAUCUGGAGAAGCUUCUGUCUGAAGAUAACGUCAGCGAGGACAGCAGAGAUCAGGUAGAAGGCUGCCUCGGGCCUUCAACUGUCGUCCUGGAUCACAGCAGUGGGUUUGAAGGCCUGUUAUUUGUUGAUGAUGACCUUUUGGGGGUCAUUGGCCACAGUAACUUCAGCUCCAUCAGAGCCACCACGUGUGUUUACAAAGGGAAAUGGGCCUACGAAGUUCUCGUCUCAUCUCAAGGCCUAAUGCAAAUCGGAUGGUGCACGUUGAACUGCAGAUUCAACCAAGAGGAGGGGGUCGGGGACACGCCGGACUCGUACGCUUACGACGGAAACAGAGUCCGCAAGUGGAACGUGACGACCACCAACUACGGCAAGUCCUGGGCUGCUGGCGAUAUCGUCAGCUGUUUGAUAGAUCUGGAUGAGGGCACCAUCACGUUUUGUCUUAAUGGACAGUCUCUGGGUGUUGCGUUUAGCAAUAUUAAGACGGGGCCGGGCGUCGCAUAUUUCCCUGCGAUCAGCCUCUCCUUCAAAGAAUCUGUAGCCUUCAAUUUCGGCAGCCGUCCUCACAGGUACCCCGUGGAAGGUUACCUUCCUCUUCAAAGCCCACCCACCACUGACCUCAUCAAGGCCAACAGGCUUCUGGGAUACCUGAAGACCGUCCUGUCCACGUCCCUCGACACACAGGAGGAGAAGCUUGUGGAGAGAGAGAGUGGAGCCUGGCAGAUUGAAGGAGAGCCCACCAUCCUGGUCACCCUCGCUCAUAUAUUCAACCACUUCGCACCUCUGAUGUGUAAAGUGUACUUAGUGGAGGACGUGCUGAUGAACUUCCUGUUGAGUAUAUUGGAGGGUGGAGGAUCUGUGGAAGAGCAUCCUCUCAUACAGCAGCUGCUGGAUCUUUUCUGGCUCCUCAUGGAGGAGCACGAGGUGAGCGAGUGUCUGAAACAGCUGAUGAUGUCACUGCUGAGAGCGUACCGUUUCUCUCCCAUCAUCCCGGACCUGGGCUUUCAGAUUCAUUACCUGCGUCUGACCACAGCGAUACUCCGACAUGAGAAGUCCAGGAAGUACCUGCUCAGCAACGUCCUGUUUGACGUGCUCCGGUCUGUGGUCUUCUUCUACAUCAAGACCCCUCUGAGAGUGAAGGAGGCGGGGCUGGAUGAGCUCAUCCCCACCACCUGGUGGCCCACACGCUUCGACAAAGAGGGCAAAGAUGAGAGAGACACGCGUGAGGAGACGGCCGAGGAGAGGCUGAGACGACGAGCGUACGAGCGCGGCUGUCACCGACUGAAGAAGAGGAUUGAGGUUGUGGAGGAGCUGCAGGUUCAGAUCCUGAGGUUGAUGCUGAACAACAAAGACAAGGGGGUGGGCGAAGCAUCUCGAUACAUUUUCCUCAACAAAUUCCGCAAGUUCCUUCAAGAGAACGCCAGCAAUAGAGGGAACCCCACAGUGUUGUGUCCUCCCGAAUACAUGGUGUGCUUCAUACACCGGCUCAUCACGGCCAUCAGGAGCUACUGGGACGAAGGCAAGAGGAGAAGCCCAGGAUCCAUCAGCAGUGAAGACGCGUACGUCCCUCCUCAGCUCUUCUACAACGGGAAGGUGGAUUACUUUGACCUUCAGCGUUUAGGAGGACUUCUCUCGCAUCUGAAGAAGACGCUCAAAGAUGACCUGGCUGCGAAAGCCAACAUCAUCAUCGACCCGGCGGAGAUCCAGGCCUCAUCCAUGGACGAUCUGGAUGAAGACGAGGAGACUGGAGCUGCACAGAGACCGUCUGGCUCUGUGGCCAUGGGCGGCGCUCUGGCCCGUCCCAGCUGGUUGAGUUCCCCGACGCUGGGCAGAGCCAACCGCUUCCUGAGCACCGCGGCCGUCAGCCUCAUGACCCCUCGACGACCCCUCGCCCCGCCGGAGAAGGUCAAAGUCCGGACCCUCGCCGUGGAGCAGAGAACCGAGGAAGACAUCGAGGGAAGCCAUGGUAACGAUGGGCUGUUGCUGGGGCGACCGUCAGAAGAGCCCGACCAGCCAAUCACAGAGAAGUCCCUGCUGGAGAUCCUGGAUGGGGUUGUGAUGAUGUACAAUCUGAGCGUUCAUCAGCAGCUCGGCAAGAUGGUGGUUGUGUCGGAUGAUGUUCACGAGUAUGCCGUCGCCCUAAAGGACACGGAAGAGAAGAUCGCCCGAUGCCCGAGCAGAAGGCUGGAUAUUUUAGAAGAGUUGCAGAAGAGCCAAAAAGUGUUUGCUGAAAAGCUGAACCACCUGAGUCGUAGGUUGGCCUGGAUUAACGCCACCAUCUACUCCAAGGAGAAGAUGCUGGAUGUAUACUGGCUCCUGAGGGUGUGUAUCCGCACCAUCGAGCAUUCGGACAGCACAGGCUCCCUGUUCGCAUUCAUGCCCGAAUUCUACCUCAACGUGGCCAUGAACAGCUACAGCGCCCUCAAAAACUACUUCAGCCCCUCCAACUGCAUGGAGGAGCUUCCAGGUUAUGAGGAAACGCUCACUCAGCUCGCAGCCAUUCUCGCCAAACACUUCGCUGAUCCACGCAUCAUUGGCACCGAUAUCAAAGAUUCACUGAUGCAGGCUUUAGCCAGUUACGUGUGUUACCCACAAUCCCUGCGUGCCGUCGAGAGGAUCCCAGAAGAACAGCGGAUGGCUAUGAUGAAGAACUUACUGGCUCCUUAUGAACAGAGACCUUGGGCUCAAACCAACUGGAUCCUGGUUCGUCUUUGGAGGGGUUGUGGCUAUGGCUACAGGUACACACGUCUGCCUCAUCUGCUGAAGACCAAACCAGAGGACGUGAACCUGCCCAGCCUGCAGAAGCCCUGUCCAUCACUUCUGCUGCAGAGACACAUGGCUGAACUCCUUAGUCAAGACAAAGACAUGGCUGCCAGUUUCCUUAAUAGCGUCUUAAACCAGCUCAACUGGGCCUUCUCCGAAUUCAUCGGCAUGAUACAGGAGAUCCAGCAGGCAGCUGAGCGUCCUGAGAGGAAUUUCGUGGACACGCGGCAGUUAAAGGUGUGCGCGACCUGUUUCGACCUGUCUGUCAGUCUGUUACGGGUCCUGGAGAUGACCAUCACUCUAGUGCCGGAAAUAUUCCUGGACUGGACCCGCCCCUCCGCCGAGCUGCUGCUGCGCCGAUUGGCUCAGCUCCUGAACCAGGUCUUAAACAGAGUCACAGCAGAAAGAAACCUUUUUGACAGGGUGGUCAACUUGCGCCUCCCAGGCCUGGAGAGUGUGGAUCAUUACCCGAUCCUAGUGGCUGUUACAGGAAUACUGGUGCGCAUUCUGGUCGACUCUGAUAAACAAGGGAUCUCAAGGGCUUCAUCUGUGCUGCUGUCAGAUCCUUGCUUCCAGCUUCGCUCCAUCCAGUACCUGCUUGGAGAAGGAGACGCCGGAGACGCCGGAGCCACCAGUGCAGACCAGAAACACUUCUCUCUGCACACAUAUACGGACUACAUCAGCGCGGAGGAAGAGCAGAAGGUAGAACAGAUGCUAACGUUCCUGACGGAGGAGUCCAAGCAGGCAGCUGCCAGCACAGCGCCGACGAGCGAGGACGAUCUCUGCCCGAUCUGCUAUGCACACUCCAUAUCAGCCGUCUUCAAGCCCUGCUCCCACAAAUCCUGCAAGGCCUGUAUCAAUCAGCACUUGAUGAAUAACAAGGACUGCUUCUUCUGCAAGGCCACCAUCACUGGAGUGGAUGAUUACACUAAACCGGCCAGCUCUUAGUGCGCCCUUCACACACACACACACACCCACAUUUAGUGUUCAGAAUCCACAUUAUGUACACUUUCCCCAAAGACUUCACUUCAGAAACACAUAUUCAGGUUGGACUCUUUCUUUCCACUCAGUCCAUGUACGGUCAUCGUCCCGUCACCGCUGCUUCUGCCAGCAUUGCCCGUCUGCACUGGCGUAUCAUAACAUUUGUUCCUCUGACGGAUGGAACGAGGCCGUGCAAGGCAAUCGUUCUUUCCAGGUGUCUUUGUGAUGAAUGGAUGAGAUCCUGUUUAGAGCCGUGCGCUCGUGGUGCUUCUAGAGCUGAAUGUGGGAGAUCUGCUGAGAGUCAUGGGCAGAGCGAAUGACAGAUUUCAUCUCUCGUCCACUGUCUCAAUCUCUUCUUUCUUCGCUCAUCUUCUCAUCUGUUUUCAGACUUCAUCUCAUCUCUUCCUCUCUCUCCUCAUCUCUUGUCUCAUCUCAUUUUUUUCUUUCCUUCUCUCGUCUCUUCCCGUCUCAUUCUCGUCUCUUUUUCUUAUCUUGUCGCUUCUCAUCUCAUUUUGGUCUCCUUCUCCUUUCUUCUCGUCUCUUCUCACAAACUCUGGUUAUAUUAUCAUAUCAGGAAGUCAGAUAUAAACUCAGUGAACAGUUUUUCACAUCACUCUGUAUUUGCUAAAGUUUUUAUACUCCGUACUGACAGCCAUAUUUGACAGAAUGACAACAUGCAGUCUCACACGAUGCAGAACCUACAAUCACGACAUGAUCUUCUACAUGAAAAGGAGACCGUUUACACUGAGAUGUGAAUGCAGUUUGAUCUGCUACAUGUUCUCCAUUCGGCCAGCUUUCACGUUUGAUCUGACAUUAUUACGGUGUGGUGUUUGUGAUUGUUCGGCUUUCUUCACACCCAGAUCUUUCCUUCAGUCUGUCCCAUUAGGAGUGCCUAGACUGCUGGUUUUGUUCCAGGACACCCAACAGACAUCUAAGUGCUUUGCUGUUGUGUGCAUGGGGUUAGCUUUCCCAGAAUCCUUUGCUAAUGGAUUAUGUUACACUGGGGCUCUGCCUGCACUCAGAAUCCAUUGCCUCGCCACAGCUCCUUUAAAAGGAUAUUCAGCCAUUGACAACUGCGAUUUUCUACACCAAAUAAAAGUCUAGUCUCUUAAAAACCCACUAAAUAUUAGAGCCAAGACUGGAGCUUUGACUGUCACAAAAGAGUACGCAUUGUUAAAACAACUUGUACAGAAUUCAUCAUGCGCUUCUUACUAAUGCACACAGACGGUUUAUUUAACACGCAGACGAUUUGCUGCGACCGAUAAACCACUGAACUUCCAAACACUACAUGAUAAGUAUGAAUUACCAAAGCCAAGAGAGUAUUUGGAUCACUGCUUCUCACAUUUGGACGGUUAAAGGAUUUCUCACAAUGUGGUGUAAUGUUGUUUUAAAAAGGGGGUGCAUGAUAUGACAGUAGGACCCCCCCCCCCCAUAUAGUUUACUUAAAGUGUGUGUGUGCGCAUUUGCGAUGAGCGUGUGCCGACGACUGUAAAUUUAGGGUUUCCACUCUCAGACACCUGCUAUUGUUUUCAAAGAUUAGUUAAGCAAUAUUUAAAUGACUGUUGAUUUGUUUGUUUUUUUCUGUCUUUCUUUCUUUCUUUCUUUCUUUUUUUUUAAGAAAGAGAUGACAUGGCGAUUUUUGGUUCUUUCACUUUUGUGAGAGUGUACAUGUAUUGAUAUUAGCAUUAAAUUAUUUAUCCUAAA
Molecule: messenger RNA, 5780 nt
Organism: Carassius auratus (goldfish)
Lineage: Eukaryota; Metazoa; Chordata; Actinopteri; Cypriniformes; Cyprinidae
Product: E3 ubiquitin-protein ligase RNF123-like
Exons: 39
Coding region: 138-4043 (1301 amino acids)
Cellular component (GO): cytoplasm
Molecular function (GO): protein binding; ubiquitin-protein transferase activity
Source: RefSeq, a predicted model, not a curated record